GCUCUCUGCUUUGUAUUUUGGUACAAUACAAUUUAGUUGUGCUUUAGCCAUUCAAAAGUAAAAAGCGUUACGAGCAAAUUAGAAAGAUCAACAACUGGCAUAGCCGAUUGCAAUCAGCAGAGAGUAAAAAUUUCAACCUAACAAAAAUAUUCGUAUUCAUUCAUAACAAAAACAAGAACAGCUGCCAGUGAUUAUUUUAUAUGCAGAUAUUUAUCAUAUCAUCGCAUAACAACACAGAGUGGCUUGCUCACUGGAGAUCGCACUCAGUUGCUCAGUGACCCUGGUGUAUACUCAAGUAGCAUUUGACUUUGAAAGGUAUGUAAAUUGUACGAAAAAUGAUGAGCAAGAAACUGCAAACGGCUACUCAGCUCUUCUACAAAAAUAUGCUCAGAGCGGGUAGCAAACAACACUCUCAUUGUGUGAUGCGUUGCUUAUCUGCGCAAAUCCCAGCGAAUGUCAAAGCGCACAACUUUAACCCGGCGCACCUGCAUCACAUCGGCAAAAGUCCGUUAGUCUAUCGAAAUGUUGGACAAGAACUAGAAAGGACCGCGGCUGUGUAUGGCAGUACGGAAUCUAUUGUUUCAUGCCACGAACAAAAGCGCUACACAUACCAAAGCCUCCUUGAGGAAGUCGAUCGUGCGGCUGCUGGUUUACUGAAACUUGGUUUGGAACAAGGAGAUCAUGUGGGCAUUUGGGCGCCCAACAACAUGCACUGGUAUCUGACUAUGUUAGGUGCUGCACGCGCUGGUUUGGUAUCGGUCGGCAUAAAUCCGGCUUUUCAAGAGCCCGAAGUUGAGUAUUGCCUGAAGAAGGUUAAAGUGAAAGCGCUCAUAAUGCCGGAAACAUAUAAGACGCAAAAUUAUUAUGAAAUUAUAAAACGCAUUUGUCCAGAGAUUUCAGACAGUUCUGAUGGGUGCAUAAAAAGCACCAACUUGCCUCACUUAAAACACGUCAUUAUCGACUCACGGAGCAGACUGAAAGGCGCACUCAGUUUUGAUGAUUUGCUUGGACUGAGCAACCCAGCCGAGCGUGAGGAUAUCUCUAAGUUGCAGCGCCAUAUAGUGCCAGACAGUGGCUGUAAUGUGCAAUUUACCUCCGGCACCACCGGACAACCGAAAGCCGCUGUGCUGUCACAUUACAAUUUCGUAAACAAUGGCAUACACAUCGGCAAUCGUAAUCAGCUGGACAGCAAUUCACGCAUUUGCGUGCAAGUGCCCCUAUUUCAUGUGUAUGGUGUAGUCAUCACGGUUAUGGCCGCCAUGACACAUGGCAGCACAUUGGUUUUGCCAGCAGCUGGAUUUAGUCCCGCCGACUCGUUACGCGCCAUUGUGGAUGAGAAAUGUACUGUCAUCCAUGGCACGCCCACAAUGUACGUUGACCUCAUCAAGAAGCAGCGAGAGCUGCAACUGCCUUUGAAAACGGCAAAAACGGCUAUUACUGGUGGGGCGCCGUGUUCGCCACAACUCUUUCUGGAUAUCAAGAAUGUCCUUGGAUUGGAUCACGUGCGCACCGUUUAUGGUUUAACCGAAACAACGGCGGUCAUCUUUCAGUCGCGUCCCGCCGAUAGUAUGGAGCAAAUUUUGAAUACUGUCGGCCAUUUGCAAGAUCAUGUUGAGGUGAAAGUGGUCGACGCCCAAGGGCAUACCGUGCAGUUUGGCGAACCAGGUGAACUGUAUGUGCGUGGUUAUGCCACAAUGUUGGAAUACUAUGAUGACGAGCAGAAAACAAAGGAAACCAUCGGAAAUAAUAGAUGGCUGAAAACUGGCGAUCAAUUUAUUUUAGAAGCAGACGGCUACGGACGUAUUGUUGGACGCCUGAAGGAGAUGAUCAUUCGGGGAGGCGAGAAUAUAUUCCCCAAAGAAAUUGAAGAUUUCCUCAACUCUCACCCGAAAAUCAUAGAAACUCACGUGAUCGGUGUGCCGGAUGAGCGUAUGGGUGAGGAGUGUUGCGCUUUUGUGCGUUUAGCAGAUGGCGUUGAGAGCAUCACACGUGAAGAAGUGAAAGAAUUUGCCAAAGGAAAGUUGGCACACUUUAAAAUACCGCGCUUUGUUAUACCCAUAAAUGAGUUUCCUAGAACUACUUCAGGCAAAAUACAAAAAUUCAAACUCGCCGAAGAAUACAACAAAAUGUAUAAAUAGUAACGUGCAAAUACUUGAGUUUAUAGCAUAACUUCAUACAAGUAUAAACAUACACAUGUACGCAUACUUACAUAUGGACAUUUAUAUCUGAUAUUCAAUAAAUAAAAUACUCAAUUGUAUUUCGAUAAACACUUAAAGCUCCGCU
Messenger RNA from Anastrepha ludens (Mexican fruit fly), 2283 nucleotides. RefSeq names its product medium-chain acyl-CoA ligase ACSF2, mitochondrial-like. NCBI's taxonomy places the organism in Eukaryota, Metazoa, Arthropoda, Insecta, Diptera, Tephritidae. Gene Ontology annotation, molecular function: medium-chain fatty acid-CoA ligase activity. Gene Ontology annotation, biological process: fatty acid metabolic process. The transcript is spliced from 5 exons. The record is from RefSeq and is a predicted model, not a curated record. Bases 336 to 2138 code for a protein of 600 amino acids.